AUGCCUCUCUUGGACGCUCCUGAGGAGAGGCUGAGAAAAUUUAAAUACCGAGGCAAAGAUGCAUCUGUGCUGCGGCAGCAGAGGGUGGUGGCCAGCUUGGAGCUCCGCAAGGCCAAAAAAGAUGAGCAAGCCUUAAAGAGAAGGAACAUUACUCUCCUGUCCUGUGAUUCGGCUUUUGAAACUCCAGCCAAAGUGGCCAGCCUCACUCUGGAGGAGAUAAUCGAAGGUGUGAAUGGCUCAGAUCCAAUCCUCUGUUUCCUGGCCACCCAGGCAGCCAGGAAGAUGCUCUCCCAGGAGAAGAACCCUCCUCUGAAAGUGAUCGUGGACGCUGGGCUCAUUCCCAGGCUGGUGGAGUUCCUGAAGCCCUCGCUGCACCCCCACCUGCAGUUAGAGGCUGCCUGGGCUCUGACCAAUGUAGCCUCCGGGACUACGGAGCAGACCCGUGCCGUGGUGGAAGCUGGCGCUGUCCAGUCCCUGGUGGAGCUCCUGUCCUCCCCCCACAUGACGGUGUGCGAGCAGGCUGCCUGGGCCCUCGGCAACAUCGCAGGCGAUGGCCCAGAAUUCAGAGACCUCGUUAUCUCCAGCAAUGCCAUCCCACACCUUCUGGACCUUAUGACGUCAGACAUACCAAUUGGCUUUCUGCGCAACCUCACGUGGACCUUGUCCAACCUGUGCCGUAACAAGAACCCAUAUCCCAGCAAGGAGGCCGUGAUGCUGAUGCUGCCCCAUCUCACUCUCCUCCUGCGCCACCUCGACAAUGAGAUCCUGUCAGACACCUGCUGGGCCCUGUCCUAUCUCACCGAUGGCCACAAUGAACGCAUUGAACAGGUGGUCCGCAUGGGAGUCCUGCCCCGGCUGGUGGAACUCAUGACCGUCCCAGAGCUCAAUGUCUUGACCCCUUCUCUCCGCACCAUGGGCAACGUCGUCACUGGAACGGACGAGCAGACGCAGAUGGCCAUAGAUGCGGGAGUGCUGAAGGUGCUGCCCCAGCUCCUGAAGCACCCCAAAUCCUCCAUCCAGAAGGAGGCCAUGUGGGCCCUGAGCAACGUGGCCGCCGGGCCCCGCCACCACAUCCAGCAGCUGAUCGCAAGUGAUGUCCUGCCUGCUUUGGUGAGGAUGCUGAGAGAUGGAGAAUUCCGGGUCCAGAAGGAGGCAGUGUGGACAGUGGCUAACUUCGUCACCGGGGCCUCGGUGGACCAGUUGUUCCAGCUUGUCUACUCGGGUGUUUUGGGGCCGCUGGUGAAUCUGCUCAAGGCCCCCGACGUGCGGCUGCUCCUUCUCCUCCUCGAUGUCAUCGCCUGUAUCCUCCAGGCAGCCAAAAAGACGCAGCAGCAGGAACGCCUGCGGCUCCUGAUGGAAGAGCUGGGCGGCAUGGACCGCAUUGAGGCGCUGCUAAUGCACAACAACCACCGCGUGGGCCAGAGUGCACUGACCAUCUUGGACAAACACUUCAAUGAGGUGAGUGAGCCCCAGGACCCUGCACCCCCCUACUCCACCCUACUGGGGAGGAGGAGGGUGCCCAAGUCUAGCCGAACACUGAUGGAGGGCAGAGUGGAGGAGCAGGCAGAGGGUCCUGCACCCGUGUCCUUGCCCAACAUUGGUGGAAACAUGGUAGUCAACAAAGUUUCUUAA
Molecule: messenger RNA, 1632 nt
Organism: Dipodomys spectabilis (banner-tailed kangaroo rat)
Lineage: Eukaryota; Metazoa; Chordata; Mammalia; Rodentia; Heteromyidae
Gene: Kpna7
Product: karyopherin subunit alpha 7
Exons: 10
Coding region: 1-1632 (543 amino acids)
Biological process (GO): NLS-bearing protein import into nucleus
Cellular component (GO): cytoplasm; nucleus
Molecular function (GO): nuclear import signal receptor activity; protein binding
Source: RefSeq, a predicted model, not a curated record